This is a messenger RNA of Lycium barbarum (goji berry), 1448 nucleotides long. RefSeq lists its product as uncharacterized. NCBI's taxonomy places the organism in Eukaryota, Viridiplantae, Streptophyta, Magnoliopsida, Solanales, Solanaceae. The record is from RefSeq and is a predicted model, not a curated record. The transcript is spliced from 6 exons. Gene Ontology annotation, molecular function: phosphatidylinositol transfer activity. Bases 236 to 1258 code for a protein of 340 amino acids.
UCUCAUAUGUAGAUUUUCUCACAUGGUGUGCUCCAUUCCUACAUCUCUAUUAUAUAUAUUUUCUAAUCACUAUAAACUAUGUAAAAUCCCACCUGCUAUCUAAUCUCUGCCAAAAACUAACCUUCUUUCAGUUGACUCUGUGUUUCCCUGGUUCUUGAUCAUUUAGGAGAUUAAUAUCCUGUGUGCAGUGGUUGAAUAGUUUAACUGAUUACACAAAGUUAAGUUCCCUGAAACUAUGAGUAAUGCUCCAACAAAAUCUACUUCAAAUGGCUUUGAGAAUUGUUUGAGACUGGAAGAAGAACAGAACAAGCAGAUUGAUGAGAUGAGAAAGUUGAUUGGGCUGCUUUCAGGUAAGUUGGCCCUUUAUUGUUCUGAUGCAUCCAUUUCAAGAUAUUUAGCGGCUCGAAGCUGGAAUGUAAAGAAGGCAGUUAAGAUGCUUAAAGCAACCCUGAAGUGGAGAUUGGAUUACAAGCCUGAAGAAAUUCACUGGGAUGAUGUGGCUAGUGAAGCAGAAACAGGCAAAAUUUAUAGGUCAAACUAUACAGACAAGCAUGGGAGGCCAGUGCUUGUCAUGAGACCUCGAUGCCAAAACACCAAGUCUAUUAAAGGACAAAUCAAGUAUUUAGUGUAUUGUAUGGAAAACGCUGUUGUAAAUCUCCCAGAAGACCAGGAACAGAUGGUCUGGUUGAUUGAUUUUCAUGGAUUCAAUCUGUCAAAUAUCUCAAUCAAGGUGACAAAAGAAACAGCUCAUGUUUUGCAAGACCAUUAUCCUGAAAGGCUGGGGAUAGCUAUUUUAUAUGAUGCACCCAAAAUAUUCGAACCAUUUUGGAAGGUAGCAAAGCCUUUUUUGGAUCCAAAGACUGCCAGCAAAGUCAAAUUUGUGUACUCAGAUGACCCCAACAGCCAAAAAACGAUGGAAGAACUGUUUGACAUGAGUCUGAUAGAGUCUGCAUUUGGCGGAGAUGAUAAGGCCGAUUUUGACAUCAAUAAAUAUGCUGAGAGGAUGAGAGAAGAUGAUAAAAAGUUGUCUUCUUUCUGGAAGAAAGACGAUAAUUCUGCAUCAACUGCACAACCAACUGUGAUAGCUGACCCCUCUUUAGAGCCAACUAAUUCAGAUUCUGAAUCUGAUGCCUUAGAUGAGAAAGCAGAGAAACAUUCUUCUUUGGAUGUUGAUGAAGAGGAAUCACCAAUUGAAGAAACUUUGCCUGGGACUGACGGUACAAAUGAGAAUGCUGACAGAUUAAAGCAGUGUAACUGAGAGCAAUCUCUUCAAGUUCGUAUUUUUCACUCUUUUUAAUUGCUCCAAUUUUUGCUGACUAAAUGCUCACAACAUGGGCAAAUCUGAAGUUAUCAACAUAAAACAUUUAAUCUAGGUGAUGUACUGAAUCAUAUGUUAUACAAUGAAUGUUCUGCCUCUUUAUACUAGUAGUUCUUUUGUUUGUUUUGCA